AUGUCUUCUUCCAUUCAACCAGUUAAUCCAAAGCCUUUUCUCAACAGCCUCACCGGCAAGUUUGUUGUCUGCAAACUAAAAUGGGGAAUGGAAUACAGAGGUGUUCUUGUUUCCGUUGACUCGUACAUGAAUCUUCAACUCGCACAAGCUGACGAGUACAUUGAUGGAAAUAACACCGGAAACCUUGGGGAAAUUCUUAUUCGAUGCAAUAACGUGUUGUACAUUGGGGGAAUCGAGGAAAAGAACGAAUCUAGUGCAUGA
Caenorhabditis bovis is the source of this 261-nucleotide messenger RNA. NCBI's taxonomy places the organism in Eukaryota, Metazoa, Nematoda, Chromadorea, Rhabditida, Rhabditidae. The record is from the annotation of a GenBank genome assembly.